This is a messenger RNA of Pongo pygmaeus (Bornean orangutan), 4238 nucleotides long. RefSeq names its product myocardin related transcription factor A (gene MRTFA). Lineage: Eukaryota; Metazoa; Chordata; Mammalia; Primates; Hominidae. The transcript is spliced from 14 exons. The record is from RefSeq and is a predicted model, not a curated record. Gene Ontology annotation, biological process: smooth muscle cell differentiation; positive regulation of transcription by RNA polymerase II. Gene Ontology annotation, cellular component: nucleus. Gene Ontology annotation, molecular function: transcription coactivator activity. Bases 258 to 3128 code for a protein of 956 amino acids.
GCAGCACCCAGUCCCCAGAGUGAAGCUGUUGCCAAUGAACUGCAGGAGCUCUCCUUGCAGCCCGAGCUGACCCUAGGCCUCCACCCUGGCAGGAAUCCCAAUUUGCCUCCACUUAGUGAGCGGAAGAAUGAAAAAUGUCUCAAAUUGGGUAUAACAAAUCGGCGUGAUUGCCUUUCACCUCCACUUUGGAGUGCUUUGAGCCAGUUUGGACACAAGGAGGUUGGAGUUAAAAUGACUUCUGAAGGAAGUAAGCAAGCAUGAGAAGAGGGGGCAGCGCUGUGCUACAGUUGAAACUCCAGCAGCGCCGGACCCGGGAAGAACUGGUGAGCCAAGGGAUCAUGCCGCCUUUGAAAAGUCCAGCUGCAUUUCAUGAGCAGAGAAGGAGCUUGGAGCGGGCCAGGACAGAGGACUAUCUCAAACGGAAGAUUCGUUCCCGGCCGGAGAGAUCGGAGCUGGUCAGGAUGCACAUUUUGGAAGAGACCUCGGCUGAGCCGUCCCUCCAGGCCAAGCAGCUGAAGCUGAAAAGAGCCAGACUAGCCGAUGACCUCAAUGAGAAGAUUGCACAGAGGCCUGGCCCCAUGGAGCUGGUGGAGAAGAACAUCCUUCCUGUUGAGUCCAGCCUGAAGGAAGCCAUCAUUGUGGGCCAGGUGAACUAUCCCAAAGUAGCAGACAGCUCUUCCUUCGAUGAGGACAGCAGCGAUGCCUUAUCCCCCGAGCAGCCUGCCAGCCAUGAGUCUCAGGGUUCUGUGCCGUCACCCCUGGAGGCCCGAGUCAGCGAACCACUGCCCAGUGCCACCUCUGCAUCCCCCACCCAGGUUGUGUCUCAACUUCCAAUGGGCCCGGAUUCCAGAGAAAUGCUUUUCCUGGCAGAGCAGCCUCCUCUGCCUCCCCCACCUCUGCUGCCUCCCAGCCUCACCAAUGGAACCACUGUCCCCACUGCCAAGUCCACCCCCACACUCAUUAAGCAAAGCCAACCCAAGUCUGCCAGUGAGAAGUCACAGCGCAGCAAGAAGGCCAAGGAGCUGAAGCCAAAGGUGAAGAAGCUCAAGUACCACCAGUACAUCCCCCCGGACCAGAAGCAGGACAGGGGGGCACCCCCCAUGGACUCGUCCUACGCCAAGAUCCUGCAGCAGCAGCAGCUCUUCCUCCAGCUGCAGAUCCUCAACCAGCAGCAGCAGCAGCACCACAACUACCAGGCCAUCCUGCCUGCCCCGCCAAAGUCAGCAGGCGAGGCCCUGGGAAGCAGCGGAACCCCCCCAGUACGCAGCCUCUCCACUACCAAUAGCAGCUGCAGCUCGGGCGCCCCUGGGCCCUGUGGGCUGGCACGUCAGAACAGCACCUCACUGACUGGCAAGCCGGGAGCCCUGCCGGCCAACCUGGACGACAUGAAGGUGGCAGAGCUGAAGCAGGAGCUGAAGUUGCGAUCACUGCCUGUCUCAGGCACCAAAACUGAGCUGAUUGAGCGCCUUCGAGCCUAUCAAGACCAAAUCAGCCCUGUCCCAGGAGCCCCCAAGGCCCCUGCCACCACCUCUAUCCUGCACAAGGCUGGCGAGGUGGUGGUAGCCUUCCCGGCGGCCCGGCUGAGCACGGGGCCAGCCCUGGUGGCAGCAGGCCUGGCCCCAACUGAGGUGGUGGUGGCCACGGUGACCAGCAAUGGAGUGGUGAAAUUUGGCAGCACGGGCUCCACACCCCCCGUGUCUCCCACUCCCUCAGAGCGCUCACUGCUCAGCACGGGCGAUGAAAAUUCCACCCCCGGGGACACCUUUGGUGAGAUGGUGACGUCACCUCUGACGCAGCUGACCCUGCAGGCCUCGCCACUGCAGAUCCUCGUGAAGGAGGAGGGCCCCCGGGCCGGGUCCUGUUGCCUGAGCCCUGGGGGGCGGGCGGAGCUAGAGGGGCGCGACAAAGACCAGAUGCUGCAGGAGAAAGACAAGCAGAUUGAGGAGCUGACGCGCAUGCUCCGGCAGAAGCAGCAGCUGGUGGAGCGGCUCAGGCUGCAGCUGGAGCAGGAGAAGCGAGCCCAGCAGCCCGCCCCUGCCCCCACCCCCACCCCCACCCCUGCCCCUCUCAGCACCCCAGUGAAGCAGGAGAACAGCUUCUCUAGCUGCCAGCUGAGCCGACAGCCCCUGGGCCCCGCUCACCCAUUCAACCCCAGCCUGGCAGCCCCAACCACCAACCACAUAGACCCUUGUGCUGCGGCCCCGGGGCCCCCGUCCGUGGUGGUGAAGCAAGAAGCCAUGCAGCCUGAGCCCGAGCCGGUCCCCACCCCCCAGCUGCUUCUGGGGCCUCAGGGCCCUGGCCUCAUCAAGGGGGUUGCACCUCCCACCCUCAUCACUGACUCCACAGGGACCCACCUUGUCCUCACCGUGACCAAUAAGAAUGCAGACAGCCCUGGCCUGUCCAGUGGGAGCCCCCAGCAGCCCUCGUCCCAGCCUGGCUCUCCAGCGCCUGCCCCCUCUGCCCAGAUGGACCUGGAGCACCCACUGCAGCCCCUUUUUGGGACCCCCACUUCUCUGCUGAAGAAGGAACCACCUGGCUAUGAGGAAGCCAUGAGCCAGCAGCCCAAACAGCAGGAAAAUGGUUCCUCAAGCCAGCAGAUGGAUGACCUGUUUGACAUUCUGAUUCAGAGCGGAGAAAUUUCAGCAGAUUUCAAGGAGCCACCAUCCCCGAAGACAGUCUGUGGGUCCCCCCUGGCAGCACAGCUGUCCCCUUCUGCUGAGCUCCCCCAGGCUGCCCCACCUCCCCCAGGCUCACCCUCCCUCCCUGGGCGCUUGGAGGACUUCCUGGAGAGCAGCACGGGGCUGCCCCUGCUGACCAGUGGGCAUGAGGGGCCAGAGCCCCUUUCCCUCAUUGACGACCUCCAUAGCCAGAUGCUGAGCAGCACUGCCAUCCUGGACCACCCCCCGUCACCCAUGGACACCUCUGAAUUGCACUUUGUUCCUGAGCCCAGCAGCACCAUGGGCCUGGACCUGGCUGAUGGCCACCUGGACAGCAUGGACUGGCUGGAGCUGUCAUCAGGUGGUACCGUGCUGAGCCUGGCCCCCCUCAGCACCACAGCCCCCAGCCUCUUCUCCACAGACUUCCUUGAUGGCCAUGAUUUGCAGCUGCACUGGGAUUCCUGCUUGUAGCUCUCUGGCUCAAGACUGGGGGUGGGGAAGGGGCUAGGAGCCGGGGUACUCCAGUGCGUGGCUCUCCUGCGUGAUUCGGCCUCUCCACAUGGUUGUGAGUCUUGACAAUCACAGCUCCUGCUUUUUCCCUUCCCUGGGAGGCUAGAACAGAGAAGCCCCUACUCCUGGUUCAGUCCCACCCAGAGCAGAGGAGAGCAGCCCUGGCUCUCACGCUGGGGUUUUGGACACCUGGUCAGGGUCAGGGGCCAGUGUCUGGCUACAAUUUGGCUAAGGUAGUGAAGCCCGGCCAGGAGGCUUCUCUUCUGACCCAGGGCUGAGACAGGUUAAGGGGUGAAUCUCCUUCCUUUCUCUCCCUGCUUUGCUGUGAAGGGAGAAAUUAGCCUGGGCCUCUACCCCCUAUUCCCCAUGUCUGCCAACCCCCGGGUCCCAGGGCUUCCUGCGAUGGGGCUCCCUGCCAUUUUAGUGUCUUGGUGUAGUGUAACCAUUUAGUGGUUGGUUGGUGGCAACAAUUUUCUGUACAGGUGUAUAUACCUCUCUAUAUUAUAUAUCAACAUACAUAUAGACAUAUAUUUUUGGGGGGGGGGGGACAGGAGAUGGGUGCAACUCCCUCCCAUCCUACUCUCACAGAAGGGCCUGGAAGGCCACGGCUCCUGGGGGCUGGAUGCAAGGUUACCCUUGAGCUGUGUGCCACAGUCUGGGGUCCAGUCUGGCAUGCACCUACCCAGGCCCACCCAUCACGUGUGAUUGACAUGUAGGUACCCUGCCACGGCCUGUGCCCCACCUGCCCUGCUUCCUGGCUCCUUAUCAGUGCCAUGAGGGCAGAGGUGCUACCUGGCCUUCCUGCCAGGAGCUCUCCACCCACUCACAUUCCGUCCCUGCCACCUCACUGCAGCCAGCGUGGCCCUAGGACAGGAGGAGCUUCGGGCCCAGCUUCACCCUGCUGUGGGGCUGAGGGGUGGCCAUGAGGUUGUGGCCAGCUCCUGCCCUGGGGCCACUGGCUUCACAUUCUGGGCUGACUCAUAGGGGAGCAGGGGUGGAGUCACCAAAACCAGUGCUGGGAUAAAGAUGGGGAAGGUGUGUGAACUUUUUAAAAUAAAAACAAAAACACAG